AUGCCACAGACUGAGAGUGAGAGGUUGAAGAGUGGGCGGCUGAACAGUGGUAGACAGCAGCAGCAGCGAGAUCGGCGGGGUGAACACGGAGAGGAGCCAGACACACGUACCAAUCCAAAUGAUUCUGUCUCACCUCGGCUCUAUGCUCGUACCUCUGUUACUCAGAUGGGUUUCCCAUUGAUGAUUAGACCUGGAGGUCCACUUAUGGCCUCAUCUCAGCUCCAAAGCAUACUGUUACAGCAGUGUUCCAGUGAGGAGGAGGGGAGACCGUUCCUGCAGCGGGUGUCUCGGUGCUCCCAGUUGAGCCAGCACAGACCCUCUGUCCUACGCCAGGGUGUCCUGGCUGCCCACGUACGACCACAGGCGGCCGGUUCAGCUCAACCCAUAUCGCUGUGCAAUGGGGAGGUGUACACAGGGAGCCGUGGACAGUCCUCACCCCCACACUCUGAGCACUCUCCUGGGCCCACUCGUCACCCCUCUCCCCUGAGGAGAGCCAGUCCUAAGCAGAACUCCAUCAUCACCAGGCAUCAUGAGCCAGGUCACCCAACCCUACGGAGCUCCAGUGCUCUGUUUCUCAACGGACUCUGCUGCUGGCCAGGCUGCGAUGCGGUAUUUGAAGAAUUUCCCCAUUUUUUGAAACACCUCCAUUCUGACCAUGGCCAUGGAGACAGAAGCAUUGCACAGUGGAGGGUACAACAAGACAUGGUGCAAUACAUGGAGACCCAGCUGACUGUGGAAAAACAGAAACUCUUUGCAAUGCAACUCCAUCUGCACCUGUCUGAACACAAAUCAACUGACAUGAAGGCAGGUUCAGAUUGGCCCUACAGCCACAGCCUGGCACUAGUCCUGCCCCAGAACCCAUCCCCGGCCUUGGCAGCAGAUGGAGUGCCACGCUGCGCCACUAAAGAGCCAGAGGAGCUGGCACAGCAUGAGUAUUGGCCCGCUGCCACUCCCCACCACCUACUCCCAGAUCUUGUCCCGAGUGUUGAGUGUUAUAAAUACAACAACAUCCGGCCUCCGUACACCUACGCCUGCCUGAUAAGAUGGUCUAUACUGGAGUCUCCAGACAAGCAGCACUCUCUGAAUGACAUCUACAACUGGUUCACCACAAUGUUCUUCUACUUCCGACACAACACGGCCACAUGGAAGAACGCUGUCCGUCAUAAUCUUAGCUUGCACAAGUGUUUUGUGCGAGUGGAGGGAGGCAAGGGGUCUGUCUGGACAGUGGAUGAAAUGGAAUAUCAAAGGAGAAAGGGACAAAAAUAUCACAGGGAUCAUCAUGUGAAAUGGUUGGCACCCUUCUCCUUAUUCCGUCCAGAAGAACCUUGA
Molecule: messenger RNA, 1329 nt
Organism: Salvelinus namaycush (lake trout)
Lineage: Eukaryota; Metazoa; Chordata; Actinopteri; Salmoniformes; Salmonidae
Gene: foxp3b
Product: forkhead box P3b
Exons: 12
Coding region: 1-1329 (442 amino acids)
Biological process (GO): regulation of transcription by RNA polymerase II
Cellular component (GO): nucleus
Molecular function (GO): RNA polymerase II cis-regulatory region sequence-specific DNA binding; DNA-binding transcription repressor activity, RNA polymerase II-specific
Source: RefSeq, a predicted model, not a curated record